UCGAGCAGCAUCUGUGGAGGCAAAGGGAUGGUCAACAUUUCGGGCGAGAUCCUGCAUCAGGACUGAGAGUGUAGAGCGAAGAUAACCGGCAUAAAGAUAUGUGGCCUGAUUUGGUGAAAAGAUGCCAGAAAAAUAUAUAAAAGGAAACACUACCGAAACAGAUGAGAGUAAUGAUGUUCAUCAUGAUAACACACACGAUAAAAAGAGUAAAACAAAGAAGAAGGAGGAAGGAAAAAAGCUUGAAAUGGUCGGCCCAUUGACUUUGUUUCGCUAUGCAGAUUGUGAAGACAAACUGUUGAUGGUGCUGGGUAGUGUUGCUGCUUUAAUUCAUGGAACUGCUUUACCGCUCAUGAUCAUAGUGUUUGGAGAGAUGACUGACAGCUUUGUUCAGCAUGGACUUGCACAAAAUUUAACAGAAAAUUCAACGCUGAAUGUAACCAGUGAUAUUACAGAAACAUUGGAGGAGCAGAUGACAAGAUUUUCCUAUUACUAUGUAGGGAUAGGGGCAGGUGUUCUGAUUGUAGCCUUUAUGCAGGUUACGUUCUGGUCACUAGCAGCAGCAAGGCAGACAAAGAAGAUAAGAAAGGAAUUUUUUCAUGCUGUGUUGCGUCAAGAAAUAGGAUGGUUUGAUGUCAGUGAUGUUGGAGAGAUCAACACCCGUCUAACAGAUGAUAUUUCAAAAAUAAGUGACGGAAUUGGUGAUAAAAUAGGCACUCUCAUACAGUCAUUGACCUCCUUUAUAACUGGGUUUGUGGUUGGCUUUGUGAAAGGAUGGAAGCUGGCAUUGGUGAUUCUGGCUGUGAGUCCAGUUCUGGGAAUCUGUGCAACAAUCUGGUCCAAGCUGCUGACCUCGUACACAAAACGGGAGCAAAAUGCCUAUGCAAAGGCUGGAGCAGUGGCAGAGGAGGCAUUGUCAGCUAUCAGAACAGUGGUAGCUUUUGGAGGACAAAAGAAAGAAAUUGAGAGGUAUCUCAAAAAUUUAAUUGAAGGCCAAAGGCUUGGAAUCAAAAAAGCCAUUAGCAGCAAUGUAGCAGUGGGUUUAACCUUCUUAAUAAUCUAUGCAUCAUAUGCUCUGGCAUUCUGGUAUGGAAGUACCCUUGUUUUGGAUGAGGACUAUACAAUCGGAACAGUGCUUACAGUAUUCUUCGCUGUCUUAAUUGGUGCAUUUUCCAUUGGUCAAACUUCGCCACAGAUUGAAGCGUUCGCCAGUGCAAGGGGAGCAGCACAUGUGAUCUAUCACAUCAUGGAUCAGGAACCAUUAAUCGACAGUUAUUCAGAAAGUGGACACAAACUCAGUCAAAUUAAAGGAGAUGUGGAAUUUUCAAAUGUGCAUUUCAAAUAUCCAUCACGACCUGAUGUUAAGAUAUUGAAGGGUCUGAACUUGAAGUUACAAAGUGGGCAAACAGUUGCACUGGUUGGCAGCAGUGGCUGUGGAAAGAGCACCACAAUUCAGCUUCUGCAGAGGUUAUAUGAUCCUGAAGAUGGGAUGAUAAUGCUCGAUGGACACGAUAUUCGGUCCCUGAAUGUUAGGAAUCUCAGGGAAUUUAUUGGAGUUGUGAGUCAGGAACCUAUCCUCUUUGCCACCACGAUAGCUGAAAACAUUCGCUACGGCCGUGAAGAUGUCAGUAUGGCUGACAUUGAAGAGGCUACCAAGGAAGCUAAUGCCUAUGAAUUCAUUAUGAAGUUGCCAAACAAAUUUGAUACGUUAGUUGGAGAAAGAGGCACUCAGCUAAGUGGAGGCCAGAAGCAAAGAAUUGCCAUUGCACGUGCAUUGGUACGCAAUCCCAAAAUCCUGUUGCUGGAUGAAGCGACGUCUGCAUUAGAUGCUGAGAGUGAAGCUACUGUCCAAGCUGCACUCGACAAGGUACGGAAAGGCCGCAGUACAAUAGUAAUUGCUCAUCGCCUGUCAACAGUUCAAAAUGCAGACGUCAUUGCAGGACUGGAAAAUGGUGUAAUUGUAGAGCUGGGAACCCAUGAACAACUAAUGAAAGCUGAGGGAAUCUAUUAUAAUUUGGUCACCUCACAGACUUUCAAGAGUAAAAAUAACGAUGGAGAUGAAUUGAUUCAAGAGAGAAAUGAUACUGAACUUAGCACGAUAAAGCAUGGACAAUCAACACAAGUUAGUGUGGAAAAGGUAGAAACAGCUGCAAAGAAAACAGAUGAAGCUGUAGUUGAACAGGAUGAGGAUCUUCCUGAUGUGUCCUUUCUGAAAGUCCUUAAAAUGAAUAAAGCUGAAUGGCCUUAUAUUGUCGUGGGAACUUUCUGUGCCAUUAUAAAUGGGGUUUUACAGCCCGCCUUUGCCAUCAUUUUUUCAGAAAUUAUUGGGGUUUUUGCUCACACAGACAAGAAUGUUGUACGUCGUGAGAGUACGCUUUAUUCCCUGUUAUUCUUAGCAAUAGGAGGUAUCUCCUUCAUCACAUUUUUUCUUCAGGGUUUCACAUUUGGCCAAUCUGGUGAGAAAUUGACAUUGAGACUACGAUCCAUGGCUUUUAAGGCAAUGGUGCGACAGGAUAUUAGCUGGUUUGAUGAUCCUAAAAACAGCACUGGAGCGUUAACAACCAGACUUGCUAAUGACGCAUCUCAAGUUAAGGGGGCUACUGGUGCCAGGCUUGCUAUACUUGCACAGAAUGCAUCUAAUCUAGGAUGUGCAAUUAUUAUUUCCUUCAUCUAUGGCUGGCAGCUGACCCUAUUGAUCUUAGCCAUUGUGCCAAUCUUGGCAGUGGCAGGGUUGGUACAGAUGAGAAUGCUCACUGGCCAUGCCAACAAGGAUCGGGAGGAAUUGGAGAACACUGGAAAGAUUACUACAGAGGCAGUUGAAAACAUUCGAACAGUUGUAGCUUUAACAAGAGAGAGGAAGUUUGAACAAAUGUACGAAAGUAGCUUGACUAUUCCAUACAGGAAUGCCAAAAAGAAGUCUUGCAUUUAUGGAAUCACCUUUUCCCUUUCGCAAGCAAUUGUGUUCUUUGCUUAUGCAGCAUGUUUUCGAUUUGGAGCCUGGCUGGUGACUCAUAACUAUAUGGACUUCCGGGAAGUUUUUCUCGUAUUCUCAGCAAUUGUAUUUGGAGCAAUGGCUCUGGGACAGACCAGCUCGUUUGCACCUGAUUAUGCUAAGGCUAAGUUGUCAGCAGCCCGAAUCAUCAUGCUGAUUGAGCAAACGCCAUCGAUAGACAGCUUUAGUGACACUGGUGAUGUUCCUAGUACAUUUGAGGGAACGGUCAAGUUUGAAGAUGUUGCCUUUACCUACCAUACUCGCCCUGAUAUGCCUGUGUUGCAAGGUUUAACAGUUACAGUUGCAAAAGGACAAACCUUGGCUCUGGUGGGUAGUAGUGGCUGUGGGAAAAGCACCACUAUUCAGCUGUUGGAGAGGUACUACGACCCACAAGGUGGAAAAGUGCUUUUAGAUAACAACAAUAUAAAGGACCUCAAUGUUCAGUGGGCUCGGGCACAGAUUGGUAUUGUGUCUCAAGAACCAGUACUGUUUAACUGCAGCAUUGCUGAGAAUAUUGCCUACGGGGACAACAGCAGGGUCAUAUCCAAGGAGGAAAUAGAGGCUGCAGCCAAAGUUGCUAACAUACAUUCUUUUAUUGAAACUCUCCCUGAGAAAUAUGAAACAUGUGUAGGAGACAAGGGCACCCACUUAUCUGGAGGGCAGAAACAGCGUGUGGCCAUUGCCCGAGCAUUAGUCCGAAAUCCUAAGAUUCUGCUCCUAGAUGAAGCUACUUCAGCACUGGAUACAGAAAGUGAAAUGAUUGUCCAAGAAGCACUGGACAAAGCAAGAGAGGGCCGCACCUGUAUUGUAAUAGCUCAUCGCCUGUCUACUGUCCAGAAUGCUAACAAAAUAGCAGUGUUUAAUAAUGGACAAAUUGCAGAGGAAGGAACACACCAACAACUUUUGGCCAAUCAAGCUAUUUACUACAAUCUAGUUACUGCUCAAAUGGGACGAAACUAAGUGGAAAAAAUAUUCAAUCAUUAUAUUCAAAUUUAUUUUCUAGUUUCAGUUUGAUUUUGGUAAAUGCCUAUAAAAUUAUACCUGUGGAAUAACAACUUGUAUAUAAGCAGAGUAAAAAUGCCCUAAAUUAUUUCCAUUUAUUACAUGUCCUAAAUAACUGUCUCCAAAUACAUUGGAGUGAACCUAUUAAUAAAGCUGGCUCAGAUCUGUUAGAAAAAAGUUAGUUAUUAAAACCAUAGACCCAUACAGCACAAAACAGGCCCUUCGGCCCACCAUUUUGUGCUGUCCAUCAAACCACCCUCACACUCUCUAACCCUUUCCUCCCGCAUAUCCCUCUAUCUCACAUUCCUCCAUAUGCCUAUCCUCUUGAACCUGUUCAAUGUAUCUGCCUCCACCACCACCCCAGGCAGUGCAUUCCAUGCACCAACCACUCUCUGGGUGAAAAACCUCCCACUGACAUCUCCCCUGAACCUCCCACCCAUAACCUUAAAGCCAUGCCCUCUCGUCUUGAGCAUUGGUGCCCUGGGAAGGAGGCGCUGACUGUCUACUCUAUCUAUUCCUCUCAAUAUUUUAUAUACCUCUAUCAUGUCUCCUCUCAUCCUCCUCCUUUCCAGUGAAUAAAGCCCUAGCACCUUAAGUCUUUCCUCAUAUUCCAUACGCUCUAAUCCAGGCAGCAUCCUGGUAAAUCUCUUCUGCACCUUCUCCAACGCCUCCACAUCCUUCCUAUAAUGGAGCGACCAGAACUGAACACAGUACUCUAAGUGUGGUCUAACUAGAGUUUUGUAAAGCUGCAUCAUCACUUCGUGGCUCUUAAACUCAAUCCCACGACUUAUGAAAGCCAACAUCCCAUAGGCCUUCUUAACUGCUCUAUCCACCUGUGAGACAAGAGUACAGCAUUGUGAAAAAUGUAUCACCUCUGACAAACUUUCUGAGUAGCUAUUAGAAUGAGUGCAAUCGCCCCACACUCCCAACAGAGAUGCACACACAAAGUUCAACUACAACCCUGAAGCACAAGCUGUUAGGUUGAUUGGCCACUAUAAAUUAACCCUAGUGUGCAGAUACAAGGUAGAAUAUGGGAGUGAUUGAUGGGAAUUUGUGGAGAAUAAAACAUGGGAUUAUUGUAGGAUUUUAGUAAAUGGGAGCUUGAUGAUUGGCUUGGACACGAUGGGCCAAAGGCCUGUUCCCAUGCUGUUUCUCUUUAUCUGCACAAUCACUGAGUGCAGCUCCCUGUGGGAAUGAGUUCUGAAGUCAUUUCUCAUUAUCAACAAUUACAGUUAAAAUCAAUGAAUAAUUAAGCCUUCAUAUUUCCAUAUGUAUGAGUAUUUAAAAUGUUAUUAGUUGAUUACUACUCAAAGUCUGACGAAUUAAAAACGUUUUGAUUAUUUUCCAAUGGAAUCCAUGUCAAUAGAUUCAUUUAAAUAUGAAUCAAUGAACUGUUAUGAGAUUGUAGCACUUGCUCACAAGUAAGAAGUUACAGACAUUGUACUCAGAUAUAAAUGGAACUUUAAUGCUGUGAUCAGUCUUAAUUACUGUCAAAUAAUCUCUCUGGCUCUGAAAUUUUAAUUCUGUAGGUAUGAGUUCUUAUUCCACAAGAAAUUAAUUUCCCAGUCUCUAUACACCUCCAUCCCCCAUCAGGUAGGUCUUAGGACCUCCUUUUCUGUCUGGAGCAAAGACCCAACUAGUUCCCCUCUACUAAUGCUCUCAUCACCUGGCAGAACUUAUUCUUACCCUCAACAACUUGCCUUUUGAUUCUUCCAACUUUCUACAGCUCAAAGGUAUAGCCAUGAGCACACACAUGCCUGCCAUUUUGAGACUACAUGGAACAGUCCCCGUUUCAAACCUACUCUGGUACCACUCCCUAAUUCUUCCUCAACUACAUUGAUUACUGCAUUGGUGCUGCUUCCUGUACUCGCAAGGAACUCAUCAAUUUUAUCAUCUUUGCCAGCAACUUCUUCACUGCCCUCAAAUUCACCUGGACCAUUUCUGACACUUCUCUUCUUCUUCUGUAUCUUUCUGACUCCAUCUCAAGAGACAAAUUACCCAUUGAUAUCUACUAUAAACACACAGCUACCUUAACCACACCUCUUCCCACCCUGUUGUCUGUAAGAAUGCCAUCCCUUUUCUUCAUUUCCUCAUAUUUCACUCGGGUAGCCUGCAAUCCAAUGGUAUGAACAUUGAAUUUUCCAGUUUCAGGUAACCUACACUCCCUGUGUUUCUUUCCCACUCUAACCAGUGAAACCUUAUUCUCACUCCCUUUGUUCAUCUUUUCCAUCCCUCCCUCUUCCCCCCCCCCGCCCCACCAUUACCAAGACUUAUUACUCUCCCCAACUUGGUUCAAUCUGCCUAUCAUCCCUCCCUCAUCUGG
This is a messenger RNA of Pristis pectinata (smalltooth sawfish), 6314 nucleotides long. It is a transcript of the gene abcb4, whose product is annotated as ATP-binding cassette, sub-family B (MDR/TAP), member 4. Lineage: Eukaryota; Metazoa; Chordata; Chondrichthyes; Rhinopristiformes; Pristidae. Bases 122 to 3949 code for a protein of 1275 amino acids. The transcript has 29 exons. Gene Ontology annotation, molecular function: ATP binding; ABC-type transporter activity; ATP hydrolysis activity. The record is from RefSeq and is a predicted model, not a curated record. Gene Ontology annotation, cellular component: membrane. Gene Ontology annotation, biological process: transmembrane transport.